AUGAAAGGCAUACAGGGUUUGAAUAAUUCCUGCUACAUUGAUGCAUCGGUGUUCUGCAUGUUUGCUUUCAACUCUACAUUCGACUCUGCACUCCACAAGAAUAAUGGCGGGAAAAAAACAGGUGAUGAUGAUGAUUUGCUUUUCAUUAAAGUGAAAAUGCAAAAGUGCUUGAGAGAUUCCAUUGUCAAUCCUUUAAGAAGGGAUUUCUUUGUAUCUGCUGACAAAGUAGCAACACUGAGAAGUCUCCUCGAUCAAAGCCUCACUGGUCAGAGGUUCUUGUUUGAAGAAAAAGACCCUGAAGAGUUCAUGAAUGCAGUGCUGGAGGACAUGCUGAAUGUCGAUCCUUUCCUUAAGUUCAAUACCGGUCACGAGUCGCAUAUUCACCAGCUGUUCAUUGAUAAGGACAACCUUGACAUUGACCUCACGUUGACCUCUGUGCAACAGCUCAUUGAAAUUUCUUUUUUCCAAUCUACGUUGAAAUUAACGCAGAAGCCAGCGUGCCUGAUGCUACAAAUGCCUCGUCAUGGCAAGGAGUUCAAGAUGUUCGACGUCAUCAUCCCAUCUCUCUUCAUUGACGUCACUGAUCUUUUGCAGUAUGGUAUAAGAGAAUGUACGAUAUGCGGGGAGAUGGGAGUCUUUGAAUGUUCACAUUGUUUCCACAGUCACAAGACACUCUCCUCCAUUGUCUUCUGCCAAGCCUGCUCAAAGCAGUACCACAGCCACAACAAGAGGAGCCACCAUCAGCCACAAUCCAUUAAAACUCUCUUCAUUAAUUCAACACCAAAUGCCUCUUCAACGGAAAAGAUGGAAUUGUUUGCCGUCAUGUGUGUGGAUGUCAAUCAUUUUGUUAGCUUCGUGAAGACGGGCAGCCACGCUGACUCUCCUUGGAUUUAUUUUGAUAGCAUGGUGAACAGGAAAGUCGCUGACAACGUCUUGAUUCCUAGCAUUAGAGUCUGUUCCUUCCUACCAGGAUUGCUGACAACCAGUGAAAGCAAAUUGAAAUCAACCUGCCUGGCGAUCAAGUCUGGCGAGACUGACAACGAACUGAUGAAGAGGUUUCUUUCAGAUGCUUAUAUCUGCAUGUACAGAUCUACUGAGUUAAUGUUUUAUAAAUAA
Messenger RNA from Helobdella robusta, 1116 nucleotides. RefSeq lists its product as hypothetical. The transcript has 10 exons. Gene Ontology annotation, molecular function: cysteine-type deubiquitinase activity. Gene Ontology annotation, biological process: protein deubiquitination. NCBI's taxonomy places the organism in Eukaryota, Metazoa, Annelida, Clitellata, Rhynchobdellida, Glossiphoniidae. The record is from RefSeq and is a predicted model, not a curated record. Bases 1 to 1116 code for a protein of 371 amino acids. Gene Ontology annotation, cellular component: cytosol.